GGCUUUUGGAAAGUGUGCUAGUCUUUAGAUUUGUUAUCCAAUUUUUCAGGAGCUUCUUUCUGCAGAAUGAAGAUCUUUUACUAUCUCCUCCAUUUUCUGUGUUAUGUGACUUUCAUCCUACCAGCCACAUGUACCUUGAUAGAUCCUGAUCAGUGCUCAAACAAAUUUGGUCACUGUAGAAGACGCUGCUUUAGAGGUGAAAAGCGAAUUGAUAUAUGUUUUUUACCAAAUAAAAUUUGCUGCAUUGAGAGGUUAUAUGAUGAAGACUAAUCUUGAAAAGGAAGAUGUACCUGUGACCAAAGGAGUUUGUACACCAGUGCAGAGAGAUCUAGUGAACCUAGUGAUGAUAUCUCCUUUCAACAUCUUGUACCAGAAAAGGCAUCAUACACCCAUUGGAGAUUUAAGUGAUGUGUACCUGACAAAAACAAACAAAUAAAAAACUAUAAUUAAUUCAAGUACAAUGUCUGAGUUUGAGGCAAGGAUAGCCAAAGUCUGUACUUCUGCAGGAUCAACACUCAGAUAUGAGGAUCAAAUUCAAGAAUUUGAAAAGAGAAGAAAGAAAUGGAUAAAGAGCUCCAGGCACAUGAAUGAAUUGUAAAAAUUGAAUGCAAUAAGAAAUAAGACAAAAUUAUUCAUGAUUUGCAUUAAAAAUCUUGAGGAAAGGGUUUUUGGAGGAUGGUGGCAGCAACAUAGUUGUUUAAAAUAGAAUGACUAGAUAGUAAUCCCAAAACUCCUAGAAAAAUACACAACAACCUAGUAGGAUACCCCCAUGUACCUUAUCAUGUAAACUGGUGGAGGAAAAAAUAUAGCAACAACUUAAAGGCCUUUGUGGAAUCUAUAUUUGUGUGAGAGAAAUCAGAUGGAAGAAAAACCAAUAGUCUUUUGAUGCAUCUGAGAAAACAACCAGAUGUCUUUCCCAGCAUUUGUUGGGAAAGACAGCAAACCAGUUUGAUUACAGCACUAUAACUGCUUCUUUCUUGGAACUACCUCCAGGUUUUAAGUAAACUGUGAAGGUUUGAGAAUAAUUAUAUUCUUUUACUUUGUGUAUCCUGAAACCUAUAAUAGGCUGUUGGCCAUAUUAUGUAUUAAUUAAUAAAUAUUAGAAAAUAAUAAGACAUUUAACCUAGACAAUCCAACUUAUUUCUUAUCUGUCUUAAGCAGACAGCAUUUUAUUUUCAAUUUUAUUGUUUUGAAUUUUAUUUCUGGAAAACACAGAGUUAAGGAGGAAGGAAUUUCAGGUUGUUAUCCUAGGAGAUUUGCUUAUUGAUUCAUGUAAUCUUGGACAAGUUAGUAAACUAGCUCUCAGUUUGCUCAUCUAUAAAUGAUAAUAAUAAUAUAAGUAAAUAAAUACAAAAUUAUAGGUACUGUCUAUGUCAUUAAUUCCCAAUGGGAAUUUCAAGUUUUAUCCAGAUAUCUUCCAACCAUUUAAGGUGGUCCUUAGAUGCAGUUUAUAGAAACAUAUUAAAAUAUUUCUUUUAAUUUCUAUCAUUCUGAUACACCUAAGAGUUUUCCUCUACAUGGUGGUAAAAAUGGAUAUGAUAAAAAAAAUAAUCAUACUCUUGACGCCAAAUGAUGUGCUGGGAACAGAAAGUGAGGAUAUGACUUGCAUUCUUGCAUGCCGGGGAUUACCCAAAGUUUUGCUUUUGGGUAACUGAAAAAAUACAGUUACCAUUAAAUGAGUUGGGAAAAUGUGGGAGGUGUAAGUUUGGUGAGAGUGUACAUAUUAGAAGCUCAGUUUGGGCACAUUUGGCUAGGUAUUUAGUUGGAAAGAUUGAUUAGUCAUUUGGGUGUUUGUUUAGUGUUAAAGAGAGAGGGUUCAGGCUAGAGAUAAAAACUUGGAAUCAUCAACUUCCAGAUGCCAUUUAAUAUUGACAGAAAUCACCUUGUAAAAAAAUAGAGAUAAAAUUUCCUGGAGUAAUCUUUAUGUUCCUGGGGAUGUCAAAAUCCAAAGAUUGAUGAGAUGAGAAACCAGUGUAAAAGACUAAGAAAAGACAAGAAAGGAGAAAACUAGGUAAUAUGGUGUCCUAACAUGCCUCUCAGAAGA
Canis lupus familiaris (dog) is the source of this 2044-nucleotide messenger RNA. RefSeq names its product defensin beta 114 (gene DEFB114). Gene Ontology annotation, biological process: innate immune response; cell chemotaxis; defense response to bacterium. The coding region runs from base 67 to 270 and encodes 67 amino acids. NCBI's taxonomy places the organism in Eukaryota, Metazoa, Chordata, Mammalia, Carnivora, Canidae. Gene Ontology annotation, cellular component: extracellular region. The transcript has 3 exons. Gene Ontology annotation, molecular function: chemoattractant activity; CCR6 chemokine receptor binding. The record is from RefSeq and is a predicted model, not a curated record.